Messenger RNA from Scleropages formosus (Asian bonytongue), 1614 nucleotides. RefSeq names its product phospholipid phosphatase 1b (gene plpp1b). Gene Ontology annotation, biological process: phospholipid dephosphorylation; signal transduction; phospholipid metabolic process. NCBI's taxonomy places the organism in Eukaryota, Metazoa, Chordata, Actinopteri, Osteoglossiformes, Osteoglossidae. Gene Ontology annotation, molecular function: phosphatidate phosphatase activity. Gene Ontology annotation, cellular component: plasma membrane. The record is from RefSeq and is a predicted model, not a curated record. The coding region runs from base 437 to 1276 and encodes 279 amino acids. The transcript is spliced from 6 exons.
GUGUGAUAUGUGGCUGCGGAGGUGGAGACGGGGAAUACAGCCCCUCCAGUCCGCUGUCUCCUCACAUACCGGCGGCCGCCAUGGAGCGGAAACUCGUACUAGAGGAGCAGGAGGCUGAGUAGCGGAGGGCGCUGCUGUCCACGGGGGGGGGUCACGAUCCCGACCGGCCCGUCAGUCCGUGGCGUUCGCUUUCCUUUCUUAUCCUUUCCAUCAUCUGAUCUGGCCUCUCGAAUAGAUAGAUUCACUCACUCAGGCGGCGCCAUUGUUUGUAUGUAACCUCGUUUGUUAAUAAUUCGACGUGUUUUUAAAUCCGGAGCUGUCGUGUUUUUAGGAAAAAAAGAAGAAAAAAAAACAAAACAGAGAAAGAGAGGCAUCAUUAUAUAUUUAGCGAUCGGCCGCUGUUUGUUCAAAGAGAGAGAGAGAGAGAGACACCACGAUGUUCGAGACGGGACAGAUCCUCCUCGUAGCGCUGGACGUGCUUUGUCUGGUACUCGCUGGACUUCCAUUUGCAAUUCUCACACCGCAGCACAAUCCGUUCAAAAGAGGAUUUUUCUGUAAUGACGACUCCAUCAAGUACCCCCUCAAAGAAGACACCAUCUCCUAUCAGUUGCUGGGAGGGGUCAUGAUUCCAGUCACAGUGAUUGUUAUGGUGGUUGGGGAGUGCCUUUUGGUGUAUUACAGGCGCAAGUCCUCGUACCGGUGCAGCUAUGUUGCAGCCCUCUACAAAGCACUGGGCUCCUAUGUUUUUGGUGUGGCCAUCAGCCAGUCCCUGACCGAUAUCGCUAAGUAUUCCGUGGGCCGACUGAGACCCCACUUUCUGGCUGUGUGCAAACCUGUGCUGGACCAGGAAGAUUGCCAGUCGGGCAGGUACAUUGAAAACUUCACUUGCACGGGGGAUGCGACCAUGGUCAACGAAGCCAGAAUCUCCUUCUACUCCGGUCACUCAUCUUUUUCCAUGUAUUGCAUGGUCUUCCUUGCACUUUACCUUCAAGCGAGGCUUCAGAUGCACUGGACAAGACUGCUCCGUCCCACCCUCCAGUUUUUCCUGAUCGCAGCUUCAAUAUAUGUGGGCUUCACGCGGGUGUCAGACUACAUGCAUCACUGGAGCGAUGUCCUGGUGGGGCUGCUGCAGGGGGCCCUGGUGGCCGUGUUCAUCGUGUUCUUUGUAUCGGAUUUCUUCAGGAAGCUGGAGAAUCCAAAGAAAGAGGAGGAAAUCUCACAUUCCAAUUCACAGGAGAGUCCCACUAAUGGAAACCAUUAUGGCAGCACUCGCUGAGACCAGGUGGAUUUCUGGGAGCGGGGGGCGGAGUGGGAGUGCGGCCCGUCAGGUGCGGGCAAAUGCCACUCAGGUGACUGACUGAGGUCAGGACUGUCUCUUCAGGGACAGUGGAAGCUGCUUUGGCUGGACUGCUACUGCUGCUACCGAAACACCAAUCACCUGAAAUCAGUUUUUUAAAAAAAAAAAAAAAAAUACUGAUAUCUAACAUUAAUCAUGCAACGUAUUGCAUUUUUUAUUUGAUUUGUGAGUUUGGAACUUGUUUUAUGUUGUGUGUUUUUAUUUUUUCUGUGAGGGGAGGGGUUCAUUACGAGAAUAAAAAUGAAUAAAAGAGCCCA